ACAUUUAUUUGCUAUCCUAACUCCUUUUAUUGGUCGUCCACAAAACCAUCAUCGAUUGUUGACCAACAACUUGCCUGAGCAACCCUAAAACACUACUCCCCCGACAGUCGUUAUAAAAACACAUGAUAAAAUUGUCAUGUUUAGUAAUUAUUUUCAUCCGUGAAGCAAAUGCAGCACUAGACUUAAGCUGAUUAAUGGCGCCUUUCUAUUAGAAUUUGCAACGGUUGUCCUUGGUGUAGUGUGUGUUCUUCACUUGUUCAGAAACCAAACCAUUCAUUGUAUUGAACACUCCACAAGUGAUGCUGUUCCAAAAUGCUGUCAUGUUCCCUCCACAAACCCACCACCACCCCUCUUCUUCUUCUCCUCCGUAAAUCCUUCCAUCUCUCUCCUCCCCUCCUCCGAGAAGAAACCACCAACCCACCGGAGCCUCAACUCCUCGACCGUAUCUCCCGCCUCCUCAUCCUCGACCGCCCCCACGCCCUCCGCCGCCUCACCUUUCAUUUCUCCGACCACCUCACCGACGCCCUCCUCCUCCGUCUCCGCCUCCACCCCUCCGCCGCACUCUCCUUCUUCCGCCUCGCCUCUGACCACCCCCACUACCGCCCCAACCCCCGCUCAUACUCCCUCCUUCUCCACAUCCUCGCCCGCGCCAAAAUGUUCCCUCAAACCACCUCCCUCCUCCGUGACCUCCUCUCCCUCCACUGCACCAACAACUUCCGCGCCUACGCGGUCCUUAACGAUGUCUUCUCCGCCUACAAUGAACUCGGUUUUGCCCCGGUUGUAUUGGACAUGCUACUCAAGGCCUUUGCGGAGAAAGGGCUGACCAAGCAUGCACUCCGCGUGUUCGAUGAAAUGGGAAAGUUGGGUCGAGCCCCGAGCUUGAGGUCCUGCAAUUGCUUGUUGGCUAAGUUGGUUGGCAAGGGUGAAGCGAGGACCGCUGUCAUGGUUUAUGAGCAGAUUUUGAGGAUUGGGAUUGAGCCUGAUGUUUAUAUGUUUAGCAUUGUUGUGAACGCGCAUUGUCGGGUUGGGAGGGUGGAUACUGCUGAGGGGGUUUUGGAGGAGAUGGUGAAGAUGGGGUUGGAGCCUAAUGUUGUGACUUACAAUGCGCUGAUCAAUGGGUAUGUUUGCAAAGGGGAUGUGGAGGGAGCUCAGAGGGUGUUGGGUUUGAUGUCUGAAAGAGGGGUUUCGAGGAAUGUGGUUACUUGCACCUUGUUGAUGAGGGGUUACUGCAAGCAGGGCAGGGUGGAUGAGGCUGAGAGGUUGCUUCUUGGCGUGGUGGGAGAUGGGUCGCUGGUUAUGGAUGACCAUGUUUAUGGUGUGCUGGUGGAUGGCUAUUGUAAGAUAGGGAGAAUGGAUGAUGCUGUUAGGAUUCAAGAUGACAUGUUGAGGGCGGGAUUGAAGAUGAAUAUGGUUAUUUGUAACUCGUUGGUUAAUGGGUAUUGUAAGAAUGGUCAGGUUUCCAAAGCUGAGCAAGUCUUUAGGGGAAUGAGGGAUUGGAAUUUAAGGCCAGAUUGUUAUGGCUAUAACACACUGUUGGAUGGAUACUGCAGAGAAGGGCAAAUGAGCAAGGCUUUUAUACUUUGUGAGGAGAUGAUAAGGGAAGGAAUUCAACCAUCGGUUGUGACCUAUAAUACUGUUCUCAAGGGGUUAGUUCAGGCCGGCUCGUAUGGUGAUGCUUUGCGCAUUUGGCAUUUAAUGGUGGAUGGAGGCGUGGCUCCAAAUGAGGUCAGCUAUUGUACUCUACUUGAUUGCCUUUUCAAGAUGGGAGAUUCUGAAAGGGCAGGGAUGCUCUGGAAAGAAAUUUUAGGCAAGGGAUUUACUAAGAGCACAAUUGCAUACAAUACGAUGAUCAGUGGGUUGUGUAAGGUGGGGAAAGUGGUGGAAGCAGAGGCUGUUUUUGAAAGGAUGAGAGAACUUGGAUGCUCAUCCAACGAAAUAACGUAUAGGACUUUGAGUGAUGGAUAUUGUAAAAUUGGCAAUCUUCAUGAAGCUUUUAGAAUUAAAGAUGUGAUGGAAAGACAAGCGAUUUCUCCUUCCAUUGAAAUGUACAAUUCCCUUAUUAAUGGACUUUUUAAGUUUAGGAAGUCAAAAGAUGUCCCUGAUCUCCUUGUUGAGAUGAAAACUAGAGGAUUAUCUCCAAAUGUUGUUACCUAUGGAACCCUUAUUUCUGGUUGGUGUGAUGAAGAGAAGCUAGACAAAGCUUGUAAUUUAUAUUUUGAGAUGAUUGGAAAAGGGUUCACUCCCAAUUCGGUGGUCUGUAGCAAAAUUGUUAGCCGCCUUUAUAAGGAUGCUAGAAUCAAUGAAGCAACUGUCAUCCUAGACAAGAUGGUGGAUUUUGAUCUUCUUACAGUUCAUAAAUGUUCUGAUAAGCUUGUGAAAAAUGAUAUUAUAAGUCUAGAAGCUCAGAAGAUUGCUGAUUCUCUUGAUAAAAGUGCUAUGUGUAAUUCUCUUCCCAGUAAUAUUCUGUACAACAUAGCUAUAGCUGGACUUUGCAAGUCUGGGAAGGUUGACGAAGCUAGAAGUUUUCUGUCAGUUUUGUUGUCUAGAGGAUUUCUUCCUGAUAAUUUCACAUAUUGUACCUUAAUUCAUGCCUGCUCAGUUGCUGGCAACAUAGAUGGUUCUUUCAACUUAAGGGAUGAGAUGGUGGAGAGAGGUCUUAUUCCGAAUAUUACUACAUAUAAUGCAUUAAUAAAUGGUUUGUGCAAAUUAGGAAAUAUGGAUCGAGCACAGAGACUUUUCGACAAACUUCAUCAAAAGGGCUUGGUUCCUAAUGUUGUUACCUAUAAUAUACUAAUCAGUGGUUUCUGUAGAAUUGGUGAUCUUGAUAAAGCCUCUGAAUUGAGAGACAAGAUGAAAGCAGAAGGGAUUUCUUCAAAUCACAAACUGCCUUGAUCAGUGGUCAUUUGGGAAGACACUUUGAGGUUUUGGAUUAAGUUACUAUGGCAGAUUUUAACUAAAUUCUGCAUGAUACAUGCCGAGUGCAAAGUUGAACAGUUGGCUCAAGACUCAAUUACAGCACAACUGCAUCCAUGUUCUGAUGCAUCAAUCAUUUCUUCAUGUGAAUGAUUUGUAGGUAGGUAAUGGCCACAUGCUCCUGCUGUUCAUCCACAAGCACCAUAUUGAAAGUUCUAGGGUUCACUCUCUUUGUUAAUGAAACUGGAUGUGCUUCAUAAUUGUUUUUGUUCAAGUGAUCAAGGAAAGUGCAUGGAGUUUUUCUCCUGAUGGAAUGAGGGGAACUGUGAAGUGUUCAUUACAGAUUUCAACGGUUUGGAGGCAUGUAUGGAUAGGUUUACUGAUGAUGUUGUCUGAUGUCCACUUAAAAUGUUGGAAGUUUUGAGCACUGGGAAACAAAACAAGUUAUAAGGCAGGAUGUUGAAGAAACUAGACGGCGUCUGUCAAGCUAUGGUAGGAGGCCGAGAUGAUUUCGUUCAUCUGAAAGGUAAUAAGACAUUGUUUCUAGAUGUAGCACUGUAUGGGUAUAUACAUUUCCCACCAUGUUGGGAGAGAGAAUUGCUAUGUCAUGACCAGCGUAACUGUGGUUUAUAUAGUACCCUUCAGGCCUUUGCAAUAUCUGGAUGCUGAAGACUUUCUGCAUUGAGAAUUCUACCUUGAAUUACUUCAUGGAGAAGUGCUGCAUAUGCAUAAAAGAAAUAGGUAAAGUUUUGUCAGAAUUCAGCUAAAUUUAUGGGUGGGGUUUUUAUAAGAUGAAAUAAUAGGGACUACUCAUCCAUCAAAGAGUCAAUAAGCAAUUUCAAUUCAUUUUGUCAAAAGCCUGACCAAGAAUUCUGGCUACAGAGCUUUUUAAUUAUAUUCAUUGUUAUUUCCAUCACCAGGGGUUAGCUGACCUAGGCCCUACCCUUCCGGUCAUGAAUUUUUUUUACAUGACUUGGAUUGACAUUGUAAAUUAUCAUUGCAGUUAGUGGUUUUCCCUGACCUUAGAGUGGGAGAGCUUCCCUCACCUAAAUAAUCUUUUUCUAUUGCCAAAAAAUAUUCCUUGUCAUAGUUUUGAUGCACAUAGUUUGGCCUGCAACUAUUAGAAUUUGAGGCUAAACUAUUUAUAUAUAAUAGAUUUGCCUAUGGAAUGAUUUUUUUUCUUCAAUGAAAUGAAGUUUCAUUUUUA
Messenger RNA from Lotus japonicus, 4120 nucleotides. RefSeq names its product putative pentatricopeptide repeat-containing protein At1g19290. The coding region runs from base 313 to 2892 and encodes 859 amino acids. Gene Ontology annotation, molecular function: protein binding. The record is from RefSeq and is a predicted model, not a curated record. The transcript is spliced from 2 exons. NCBI's taxonomy places the organism in Eukaryota, Viridiplantae, Streptophyta, Magnoliopsida, Fabales, Fabaceae.